Messenger RNA from Annulohypoxylon truncatum, 1092 nucleotides. RefSeq lists its product as uncharacterized. Gene Ontology annotation, biological process: tRNA wobble uridine modification. The transcript is spliced from 2 exons. Gene Ontology annotation, cellular component: elongator holoenzyme complex. The record is from RefSeq and is a predicted model, not a curated record. Bases 91 to 948 code for a protein of 285 amino acids. Lineage: Eukaryota; Fungi; Ascomycota; Sordariomycetes; Xylariales; Hypoxylaceae.
CGGAUUCAGAUUCCGGUAGGUGGCAGUGUGGUUUGGUAGAAAUCGCCCAGGACUUUCCGUUGAAGACCUUAUUCGGGCGACCUUAUCCCAAUGGCGUCGCGAAUUCCACCCCUCCUAGACACCUAUCUUCGCCUACCACCUGAAACAUCGCUCUUCCUCUUCAGUGGAGUCUUAGGAUCAACCACGAAUUGGCUUGUCCUCCGUUAUCUGUAUUCUCUACUCUCCAUCCCGUCUGUCUCCGUAGCGGGACAAGGUGGUCUCGACGUAGGCAAAAUAGACGGCGCGAGUGUAGUUCUCGUUAGUUUCUUGCGGGACUACGCUUUCUGGAAGGACGGCGCCGGGAAGCUUGGCGUUGAUCUCGACGUAUUAGCUAGAAAAGGCAAAUUCGUUUUCGUCGACGGUCUCGUCGGCUUGUUUCAGACGCCACCGGCCCACGCGACGAAAUAUUCUUCAGAAAAUGCGCCUGGGAAGGUCUUAUCUAACAUUACACUCCAACAACUGUACAAAGAGCUUGAUGAUGCUAUCGCACGGGUUCAGCGCUCAUCCCCAGAGCAGAAAACAGUUUUGAUUGUCGACCAGUUGGAUAUGCUUCUGGCUGCAUCGGGGGGGCAGGUUUCAAGCCAGGGACUACGAGAGACACUACUUGACAUCCGUGAGAAAGUACACUCAUGUAUUGUCACCAUUUCUGCAGAUGAACCAUUGGUGUCACCACAAGCGACUUCCCUGGAAAAGGAACAUGCGGCACUCACGAUAUCCUUGGCCCAUGACGCCCAUCUUGUUAUUAGUUUGCGGAUGCUAGAUACGGGUACGGCGAGAGACGUAAGCGGCGUUUUGAGGGCCACGCCAGGCUGUGGGAAUGAUGAUAUUGGUAGGGUCGUGGAGGAACAGGAAUUGUUAUACUUCGUCGCUAACGAUGGCGGAGUGCGAGUAUUCGAACGCGGUCAGUGAAUAUUACGCGAGGACCUAAUCAGCGAGUAAUUCAUUUAUAGCACAAACGUAGAUAACAGGGCGCCAAUCCCCAACACUUCAGUCAGGCCAGAGAGCCUCAAGGCCCACACGUAAAAAUCUUAGAGCAGUAUUGCCAUAAUAACC